AAUCUACCAUUCACCGCUCGGGACAUAGAAAACAGGUUUUUUGUUCAUUGAUUUUAUUACUAUAGGAACCUAGUACCACACAGUACAUAACUUGGUUUGUUCUUAUUAACUUCCAUUUCGAGGAAGGCAGCUAAUGUUCGAAAGGAGAACGCGGAUGAUAUCAACAAAUUAUUGAAUUUUUUUCAACCAGUGCAGUUUGCAAAACCCAAAGUUUUAUUGGGAUGCCAAGCUUGAUGAACAUGGGGUCAUCAAAAACAUGUUUUGGAGCCAUGCAAGUAGCCAGGUUGAAUAUUUAGAUUUUGGAGACGCAGUAAUGUUUGACACAACUUACAAGACCAAUAUGUAUGAGAUGCCGCUUGUGAUGUUUGUCGGUGCGAACCACAACAUGCAGAGCACGCUAUUUGGUUGCGCUUUGCUUAGAGAUGAAAAGAUCGGUUCUUUCGAAUGGUUGUUUGAAACCUAUAAAAGGUGCAUGGGAAAUUGUCCAGAACCACGUUGUUUUCUUACAGACCAGGACCUGGUAAUGGCUGUUGCGGUUGGUAGAUGCUUUCCAAAUACCAAACACCGGCUUUGCAGAUGGCAUGUGCUCAACCGGCAUUCAGAUCCAUUGAACAUAGUUUUUGCCAGGAAUGAUAGGAUAGAGUCCGAAAUGAUGCCAUGCAUUAAUCAAACAUACACACCGUAUGAAUUUGAAACGUCUUGGGAUAAUUCCAUUAGGACACACCAGUUGGAGAAUUGUGCUACAAUGGUAGCUCUUUAUGAAAUAAGAGAAAAGUGGGUCCCUGCAUUUUUCAAAGACGUGUACCGCGGAAGGAUGACAUCAACACAACACAGCGAAAGCAUGAACAAGCUAGUGAAACACAAGUUUGUCGAUCAUCAAACCUCACUACAUCGUUUUACAAGUAGAAUGCUGGAUGUCAUCGUUGAUAGGAAGGAGGAGGAGGCUGCGGAAACACGAGCUGGCUCGGGUUCACCUUCACUGACAACACGAUGGCUAUUUGUUGUACAAAUGUCGAGGUUAUACACAAGGUCUACGUUCCGUUUGUUUCCAGAGGCUUUGCUCGACAGCACAGAUUUCAGGAUCGAUCCGGACUCAGGCACACCAAAUGGUUGGAUAGUUUCACACACCAAAUGUUCGUCUAAAAAUGAUUGGACAUUUGUACACGUACAGCUUGAGAAAAUUCCAGCAUCUUAUAUUCUAAAGAGAUACACCAAAAAGGCCAAAUCUGAUGUUCUCUUCGACAGGCGCGACCGGGAAACCACAUGUCCGGAUGGAGUUAAAGAGAGUCACAGAAGUAACAUGAUAAUGAUUGAGGCAUUCGGUGUUGUUAGGGCAGCGUGCAAAUCCAAGGUUGCGUAUGACAGGGCCAUGAGCGUGCUGAAGGGCUUACGGAACCAGGUCGAGGAGAUACCGUACGACAAAUAUGAAACACUUGAAGAACAUCAUCAACCCAACGGUGAACAUUUCAUAAGCAAAGAUCCUUCCCCAAAUCACAUACAAAAGGUAGAACACGGGGGUCCCGACGAGGAAAUAACACUUGGUGCCAGAGGGAAGAAACUACACACACGGGAGUGCGCAUGGUGCCAUUUGAGGGAUGGCCACUACGCUAACACAUGCCCGAAGAAUACUGCGAACUUUGCUAAAAUAUCGAAGGUCAGCAGCAGGGGUAAGGGGAAGAGAGGGAGACCCGUGGGUGGGUCAGGAAGUGGUCAAGGACACCACACAGCCAUGACCGCUGCAGAAUGUUCUGACUUAACAAUCAAAACACGUAGCCGCCGGGCUGACUUAUCUGCGCUUGGGAGGUGUCUCGACGACGAGUAGGAUUGAAUGGAAAACGACAGUGAAGAUGAGGAACAUGAUUCAGACACCAGUGGUAGCUCGGGAUAACCACGAAAUGUAAGCAAUGUCCUCAUGUAAUAAAUAGUCAUCUAGUCGGUAUGAAGUAAGGCCCAGAGAGGUUGUAACAAUUUUACAAACGAAAGAAUGCACAGGUGUUUUCUGUUUUUGUUUUUAGAGAAAUGAAGGUAUGACAUACAGUUAACACAAUAUGUCACACACAGGAACAACACACGAUACUCGGUUCAUGAUUUUUUUUCUAAUCACCCUUACGGCGCUUGGAGCGUGUGGA
Oryza brachyantha (malo sina) is the source of this 2129-nucleotide messenger RNA. RefSeq names its product protein FAR1-RELATED SEQUENCE 5-like. NCBI's taxonomy places the organism in Eukaryota, Viridiplantae, Streptophyta, Magnoliopsida, Poales, Poaceae. Gene Ontology annotation, biological process: regulation of DNA-templated transcription. The transcript is spliced from 4 exons. Bases 257 to 1822 code for a protein of 521 amino acids. The record is from RefSeq and is a predicted model, not a curated record.